Talaromyces stipitatus ATCC 10500 is the source of this 1421-nucleotide messenger RNA. RefSeq names its product DUF92 domain protein. Lineage: Eukaryota; Fungi; Ascomycota; Eurotiomycetes; Eurotiales; Trichocomaceae. Bases 76 to 1158 code for a protein of 360 amino acids. The record is from RefSeq and is a predicted model, not a curated record. Gene Ontology annotation, cellular component: membrane. The transcript is spliced from 3 exons.
AUUCUGGUGUUGUCAUUAGCAUCACCACAAUAGCAGCAUUCUUAUGAUUAAAUAAACACACUGCAAAGACUCAGCAUGGUCAACCCGGCUAUUGCUGUUCCCGCGGUCAGCGCCUUGGUAUACCGGGCAUGGUCCCGCAAGACACUGACUCCCGCGGGCAUUCUGGCCGCUUCUCUCACAGCUGUUGUCCACGUCCUCCAUCCAUGGAUAGCUCCGUUUCUCCUUUUAGCAGUUUUCUAUCUCGCUGGUAGUCGAGCUACAAAGGUUAAACAUGACAUUAAAGCGCAGCUGACGUUAUCAGCCUCUGGUGCCGCUGGUGGUGAAGGUGCCCGAACACAUAUACAAGUAUUCGCCAAUUCGAUCGUGGCCACGGUCCUCAUUGCACUACAUACCUACUUGAUCUGGAACCAGGGACGAUACUCGACAACCUGUUUUGCGAAAGGUGGAGAUAUUGGUGAUGUUUUGAUGGUGGGAGUUAUUGCAAACUAUGCAGCCGUCGCAGCAGAUACAUUAUCAUCCGAACUCGGCAUUCUAUCCAAAUCAUCACCUCGUCUAAUCACAUCUCCAACCCUACGAGUCGUGCCACCCGGUACAAACGGUGGUGUUACAUUAACCGGUCUUCUAGCAGGCUCCUUUGGCGCCUUCCUGAUUGCCCUGACUUCAGUUCUAUUCGUCCCUUUCUGUGCCGAAUCAUGGUCACUACUCGAUAGAGCCCAAUUUGUCGUCGCGGUUACGGUAUGCGGUACACUCGGCAGUCUUCUUGAUAGUCUCCUCGGCGGUUUGCUUCAAGCUAGCGUUGUGGAUAAGAGGAGCGGGAAAAUUGUGGAGGGUACCGGUGGGCGUAAGGUUUUGAUUCAUCCUGGAUCAACGAAAUCUUCCGUGGCAACGACUGGCAGUGACGCUAGGAAAUAUAAUAGUGAUAUUCAUGCAACCGAAUCCGUUGUCAAUGCGGUUAGUGCCAGGGCAACACGGACGGACAAUCUGCCUGCCAAAGUUGCAAGUGCCGAAGAAGGUAGUCGAAAGGUUGAGAGCGGAUUCGACAUUCUCGACAAUAAUGCUGUAAACCUUCUUAUGGCCGCUAUAAUGAGUCUGGGCGCAAUGGUGUUUGCCAGUUACUACUGGGGCGUACCAUUGAAUGUUGCCGAGGGUUUUGUGUGAUUCUGUUUGGAUAUGCGGCUUUGAACACAUAAACAAACAACUGGACUAGGCAAUCAUUUUUAUGAACAUAUUGCAAUCACCUCCGUUGCUCUCACCAGGAAACAUCAUGUUGAAUAAAUGCUCGAGUUAUACAAGGCACCAAUGAGUUACUCAAGAUUGAUAUCGUACAAGUGACACAAACCAGUCGAAUAUCUAGCUACAUAUCACCAACCGAACGCCCUAAUUUCCGACGGUCCCAGUUUAGUUGACGACUUUUCGUUGCA